Paraglomus occultum is the source of this 759-nucleotide messenger RNA. The record is from the annotation of a GenBank genome assembly. NCBI's taxonomy places the organism in Eukaryota, Fungi, Glomeromycota, Glomeromycetes, Paraglomerales, Paraglomeraceae.
AUGCUGCCGUAUUUCAUUGAAGAACUGGACAAAGAAUACUCGGUUGAAAUCAAUAAAGAGAAUCUAUUGUCACCGUUUUUCGAACUUUACGUUCAGUACGAUGCUCAAGUACGGGACUUGGCCAUCUAUGAAGAUGAGAGAAUUAGCCAUGUUUUAAUAAGCCCGAAAAUGAUUGAUGAAAUUCUCAGAUAUAGCAAGACUCUGUUUUCGAAAAUUACCCUGUUGCAUUGCGGAGGACUCAUCGAAGCCGGGUUAAUCUCUCACGUUUACCGAUCGUUGGGGGAGCAUUGCAAAAAUAUAGAAACAUUGAGUGUAGGAGAAGAAUUUCUGAGCUAUGGCGUUAGCGCGAGUGAUAUAUCCGAUGAUUCUUCUGAAAUCAGCGGGUUUAUCCGCUCUCAAAGUAAUUUGAAAAAGUUUGCGUAUUAUGCUGAAACGGAAAUUCCGCAUUUUAUCAUACCUGUGCUCAAGACUUUGGAAGAACACGUGCCGAGGCUGGAAAUCUUGCAAAUUCAUAACAUGCAUUUCAGCAAGCGUAUCAUUGAGCACCUUAUUGCGUCUUUGAAAAAAUUCGAACAUUUGAAAAAGUUGACCUUCUUCAACUGUUACGAAAUAGAGCAUUUGUUAUAUCUUUUUACUCAAAUGAGAACCUUUAGCGAGAGAACAGAGGUCGGAUUUAUGUCUUGCACGUUUCAGAACAAAGAGUUUACAUUUUAUCUGCAAAAUAUUUUAAAUUCGAUACCGAAGUCUGACGAGUUGUAG